AUGAAACAGACGCGUCUUAAUAGGAAUAAUAAUAGCACAACUAAAGAUAACGAUUCAAGGAUAUUGAGAAGUAAUUCAUUAUUGGAAGGGAUUGAUUUUGAUUCUUCUUUCAGUGAAGAUAACACCAUUAGUAGUAAGACAGAUACAAGUGACAUAGAACUAGAUAGAGAGGAAGAUGAUGAUGAGGUUGUAUUUGAGAAUUUGAAGGAGGAGAAUAAAGGCGUGAUUGACAUGUCUGAUUUUAGUGAUGAUGAUGAUUCUGCUAUACUUGCAGCAGCAGCAAGAUUAACUGAGAAACGCGAUGCAUCUUCGCCGAUGACGUCCAAACUGAAAUCAAUCAAACUACAACCAUCACGAUCACCUCAACAGGAAUCAAAAGAGUUCAAGCAUCCAAUUACCAAGCCCAUACAAUCAUCUAAAACAUCACGUGGCGGUGGUCUAUUCAAUUAUUUUCCAAGCAAUGCAUUUGGGACAGCCCUACAACAAAUCCGAUUUCAUUCCAAACUGAGUAAACAAACCUCAAGUUAUUCCACCGCAGCUCCAAAUGAACACUUUGACUAUGACCACCACCAGCCACGUUUCUACGAGAUGACUCAAAGACCAGGCAGGGAUAGUUUGGACACAAUAGAACCAAUACGACAUGUAGGUCUGGCUAAUAAGAUAAAAGAAGUGCACACAUUUUCAAAAAAGCAAGAAGAAGUAUUACAAAAAGUGAAAAGGGGAGUUUCAUUAUUCUUUACCGGAUCAGCAGGAACCGGGAAAUCAGUGUUAUUAAAAAAGAUGAUUAGUGAAUUACGGAAAAUAUAUCCCGAUCAAGUUGCCGUUACUGCGUCAACUGGAUUAGCUGCUUGUAAUAUUGGUGGACAGACCUUACAUAGUUUUGCUGGGAUUGGAUUAGGGACAGGAGAUAAAGAGUCAUUAGUUAAAAAAGUUCGAAGUAGUCGAAAAGCUUCUGCGAGAUGGAAAGCGAUAAGAGUACUUAUUGUAGACGAGAUUUCGAUGGUGGAUGGUCAUUUAUUGGAUAAAUUGAAUCAUGUCGCUAAAAAGAUACGAAAAUCGAAUCUACCAUUUGGUGGAAUUCAAGUAGUAUUAUCGGGGGAUUUUUAUCAAUUGCCUCCUGUGGUUAAACAAGUGGAUAAUCGAGGGGAAGAGAUUCUAGAGAAGUUAGAACCAUAUUUCGCAUUUGAAAGUGCAGCAUGGGAAGAAAUUAUUCAGGAUAUUGUUGUUCUUGAUGAGGUUUUCCGUCAGAAAGGUGAUCAAGGGUUUAUUGACAUGUUGAAUGAAAUGAGAGAUGGGAUAGUUAGUGAAUCAGCAAUUAAGAAGUUCAGGGUUUUGGAAAGACCACUUCCGAAUCACGAUGGAAUUACAGCAGCGGAAUUAUAUGCAACCAGAUUUGAAGUUGAAAGGGCAAAUAAACGAAGAUUGGAUCAACUUCCAGGAAUGGAAGUAACAUAUCCAGCUUUUGAUUCAGGAACACUUCCAGAACCACAGAGGCUGAACUUAUUGCAGAAUUUCUUAGCCCCUUGGGAUUUACAUUUGAAGAAAGAUGCUCAGGUAAUGUGUAUUAAGAAUUUCGAUGAGACUCUUGUUAAUGGAUCACUUGGAAAAAUUGUUAAUUUUGUGGAUCGUGAAACAUAUUUAAGUACGGGAAAUACAAACCCAGACGAUAAAUCAAAGACAGUAUAUAAUGCCCCGGUGGAAAGUGAAGAUAAAGAACAGCCAGAUCUUUCGGAUUAUAUCUUUCACGGAAUGGUAGACUGUUGA
Hemisphaericaspora subhashii is the source of this 1764-nucleotide messenger RNA. It is a transcript of the gene PIF1, whose product is annotated as DNA helicase. NCBI's taxonomy places the organism in Eukaryota, Fungi, Ascomycota, Pichiomycetes, Serinales, Debaryomycetaceae. Bases 1 to 1764 code for a protein of 587 amino acids. Gene Ontology annotation, biological process: DNA repair; telomere maintenance. The transcript is spliced from 2 exons. The record is from RefSeq and is a predicted model, not a curated record. Gene Ontology annotation, molecular function: DNA helicase activity; ATP hydrolysis activity.